Molecule: messenger RNA, 2830 nt
Organism: Carassius carassius (crucian carp)
Lineage: Eukaryota; Metazoa; Chordata; Actinopteri; Cypriniformes; Cyprinidae
Product: gastrula zinc finger protein XlCGF8.2DB-like
Exons: 2
Coding region: 1049-2008 (319 amino acids)
Biological process (GO): regulation of transcription by RNA polymerase II
Molecular function (GO): RNA polymerase II cis-regulatory region sequence-specific DNA binding; DNA-binding transcription factor activity
Source: RefSeq, a predicted model, not a curated record
UAAUCUUCUACAUCCAUGCACUAUUUUAAUUAUGCAAUAAGAAGCUACUUUUUAUGUCUUUAUCUUAAUACAUGGUUUUAUUUAAAAAAAAAGGAGCUUUACACACACAAUCUUAUCAGAACUAAUGAUAAUGACCUCUAUUGUUAUACAUUUAUGUAGUCUUGAUUUGGGUGUGUACAGUGGUUUUACAUUUAAAAGGAUUGUAAAUCUAGUCCAAGUAAGUUUUAGCACGCCAUAUUCAACUUUAAUCAGGUAAAUUCACAACAACAAAAAUGUGGCUAUUAAAAAUGCUGUGUGGUUAGUAACUUUGGAAAAUCAGUUUGCUAGUGAGCAAAAAAGUUAAUGUCAAGCCCUGUUUACAACCCUAUUGGCAAAAAAUGUUUAAUUGUUAAUUUAAUAAUUAAGACACAUUCUAUUCGACAAUAAUUGUUUUGUUAUUGCUUUUAAAAUAAAAAAAUAAUAAGAUGGCAUAAGGGACAUAUACAGUACUAUCUAAAAAAAGCUCAUUAUUUAACAUUUACAUUAUUAACAUGUUGUGAUAACUAUCUAUAUGUCUCUAACAGGGUGGAAUAUUUUCAUGGCCAAUGUCUGAACAAUCUAAACAUAAUUAUAAUUGUUUGAGUCCCCGAGCUUUACCAAUAUCCAUUCCUAAUAGUUAAACAUCUCUUUAUUUUGGUAGAAUGCAAAAAAAACAACAACAUUAAAAUCAUGUAACUUUUUUUCCAACAUUUAAGAAGCCAAAAUGUUACCGCAUACCAAGAAUGUCCCAGUAUUAUUAAUAUUACAGGUCAGUAGAAGUGGUUAACACUCUUCUUCUAAAAGAGAUAAGUGAUUCCAGUCACAUAUUAUUGAAGUAGAGGGUUCUGCUCCCUGUCAGUGGAAACACGAGCAGGUUCAGAAUGAUUGGCACUCUUGGCUGAGCGGUAUCAGAGUUUGGAUUUAUUUUUCUUUCUCUUAAUUAUUCUCUUCUUAAGCAUUUCAGAGUGUCCAAAACACACUGAAAAACUCCUGGUGAAGAAGCCGAGAUCCACGUGACACUAUUAUAAAGAUGGCAUUUAUUAAAGAGGAGAUUGAAGACGUGAAGAUUGAUGAAACAUUCAGAGUCAAACAAGAAGAUACUGAGACACAAACAGACCUGAUGCCACUGAAAGAGGAAAUUGAAGAACUGAAUGAAAUGCAAGAUACAGAUCAGUAUAAGAAACAUAAUGGUUUCUUAACUGGACAAAAGUCAUUUAGUUGCUCACAGAUUGAAAAGGCGUACUCACAAAAAAUAGCCCAAAAGACUGGAUCUAGAGGUAAUUUCACCUGCAAACAGUGUGGAAACAAUUUCAGUCGAAAUGGAAGCCUUAAAAGGCACAUGAGAAUUCAUACUCGAGAGAAACCUUACACCUGCAAACUGUGUGAAAGUAGUUUCAUUCGAAAAGAAAGCCUUAUAAACCACAUGAGAAUUCACACUGGAGAGAAGCCUUUCACCUGCCAACAGUGUGGGAAAAGUUUCACUCAAAAAGGAAACCUUAGAGUCCACAAGAUGAUUCACAUUGGAGAGAAGCCUUUCAUCUGCCAACAGUGUGGAAAAGGUUUUACUCAGCAAGGAAACCUUAGAGUCCACAAGAUGAUUCAUGAUGGAGAGAAGCCUUACACUUGCCAGCAAUGUGGAAAACAGUUCAUUGAACACAGAAACCUUAAAGUCCACAUGAUGAUUCACACUGGAGAGAAGCCUUUCACUUGCCAACAGUGUGGAAAAUGUUUCAGUGUAAAAGGAACACUUAAAUGCCAUAUGAGCAUCCACACUGGUGAGAAACCUUACACCUGCCCUCAGUGUGGAACCAGUUUUACUCAGCGAGGAAGCUUUAACAGGCACAUAAAUCGUCACCGAGAGAAACCUUACACCUGCAAACUGUGUGGAAAAAGCUUUUCAAAAAAACUAAAUCUAAAGCAUCACAUGAACAGUCAUACUGCUGAGAAGAUAUUUAUAUGUGAUCAGGAAAAAGCAUCAGAUAUAAAGUAACCCUUAAUAAGCACACAUGGACUCACUCAGGAAAACUGUUUAGAGAUAAGCCUUUCAUGUGACAUAACUGGCUAUGUUUACAUGCAACCAAAUAAUCCGUUUGUAAUCAGAUUGAUGGCUCAAUCGGACUGAAAAUCCUUCAUGUAAACCCCUUAAUCGAUCUGAUUGAGCUUGAUCAGAAUUAAAUUUCGAUCGUAUUGAAGGGGGUGGUUUAUUCUUUUUCUAAUACGAUAGAGAGUGCAUGUAAACAUUCAAUCGGAUUGAACUCCGAAAGCACACCUUAAGGUUUACAUGGGAAUUCACAUUGAGAACAGACUUUUACAUAUCAAAGAGUCCUAAAACAGUAUUUGUAAAUUCAUUCUGGAAAGACUCUUUAUUCUAUCACUAUUCUUCAGUGAUAGGAGGUAAAAUGGGAUAAAAAAAACUCACCAUUCACUCUGGAGUAAGAUGGUUUAAUUAUGAUCAGUGUAGUAAUAAUUUAUUUAGCCAUCAUAUUUAGAAAUAGACCUAAAAUAUCAUGUGCAAGACCCUAUUUUUGUUUUUGUGUGUGUGUAAAGAGUUUUAAAUGGUUUUGGACAGACAAAAUAGAAACCGUAAAACAGUGAUCUGUUAUGUUAUAACCUCUCUGUUGUAAUUGGUCUUGCUUUUAGUUAGUUUGUCCUUUGCUUUGUCUUAUGUUCUCAUCAUUAAUUUGUUGCUAUGGUUUUUAAUUAUGUUUUGCACCUGUUUCUAGUCUAACCCUUGUGUAUGGUUCAAAUUAAUAACCCUUUCAUUAUGUUCGGGAUGAAAACAUUCACUAAAUUAAACUGCUGUUAAAAUGUA